Messenger RNA from Gadus morhua (Atlantic cod), 648 nucleotides. Its product is annotated as claudin-11-like. The transcript has 4 exons. The coding region runs from base 1 to 648 and encodes 215 amino acids. The record is from RefSeq and is a predicted model, not a curated record. Gene Ontology annotation, cellular component: bicellular tight junction; membrane. NCBI's taxonomy places the organism in Eukaryota, Metazoa, Chordata, Actinopteri, Gadiformes, Gadidae. Gene Ontology annotation, molecular function: structural molecule activity.
AUGAUAGGGCCCGAGGCAGGUGAACGAUCUUCUGUGAUCCAUGGCCGGUCGCAAGUUGGCGGCUUCCUUAUGGGCUGCCCCGGGUGGCUGUGCAUCCUGGUUGCCACCUCCACCAACAACUGGGUCAUCAUGUGUAAAUACGGCACGAACGCCUGCAAGAAGUCCGAAGAGAGCAACAUCAAGGGUCCCUGGGCGGAGUGCUCGGUGUCCUCCGCUCACUACGAGUGUCAGCCCCUCACCCUGAUCCUGGAGCUGCCAGCCUACAUCCACACCACCCGGGCUCUGAUGAUCACGGCCUCCACCCUGGCGCUGCUGGCGGUGGUGCUGCUGCUGAUGUCGCUGCCCUGCAUCAGUCUGGGCGAGCCCCCCAAGGCCAAGAGCCGCCGCGCCGUCCGGGGGGGGCUCUGCUUCCUGUUCGUGGGUAAGAGAGGCGAGGGGACAAAGACACAACGCGACACGCACACACAGGACACGCCUGCAGAGUACACAACGCGCACACACAUGGAAGGAAUACGAGGAGCCCCCCCCUGGUCUGCCCCCCGAGGUAGGAGUCGCCAUGCCAACACCCUGGCGCUCCCAAUCAAGGCCAGGCCCUCCCAUUGGCCCCCCACAAAUCUGGGAGGGCCACCGGGGGGCGCCAGACACUAG